Mizuhopecten yessoensis (Yesso scallop) is the source of this 5954-nucleotide messenger RNA. RefSeq lists its product as uncharacterized. Gene Ontology annotation, molecular function: protein binding. Lineage: Eukaryota; Metazoa; Mollusca; Bivalvia; Pectinida; Pectinidae. The record is from RefSeq and is a predicted model, not a curated record.
AUGUACAUAUUUUAUAAAUACUUUAUAAAAAUAAAUACUAACAAGCGUUACAAAAUUACAGGUGCACCUGACAAUGCAGGUACAGAGUUCAUCAUCGGCUACAUGGAAAAUAUCGCGGCUAACUUUGACGUGGAGCUCUUCGUUACGACAACCAAAACAACCACUGUCAACGUUCAAAUCUCAGCUCCUCGUUACACUUCCGCGGGAAUCAGCGAGAGCUUCACCGUUACUGCUGGUGUUGUUAAAGAGUUGUCGUUCUCGCCAUUGAUUCGUAUGUCGGGGACGAACAUGGAUUCCAAGGGUAUAUUGAUCAGCGCGGAUGAUGAAGUUGUGAUUUAUGGGGUCAACAAGGAAACGUAUUCGUGUGAUGCCUUUCUCGGUCUUCCCACCGACGUCCUUGGUAAGGAAUACCUCGCCAUCACCUACUAUCCCCCAUCACAACAGUGCGAGAUCUUGAUUGCUGCCGUAAAUGACUCCACCUCAGUAACGGUGACCCUUGGGUCAGCAAUCGGCAAUAGCGAUUACGUCUACUACGACAGUGACUACUACUUCUCCGGAGAUUCCUUCUCACUUUCAAUGGACAGAUACGAUACGUUUCAAUUCUACAGCACCGGCGAUCUUAGCGGCACCAUGAUCGUCGCUGACAAAAACAUUGCUGUAUUCAGUGGCAACAAGAAGACAAAGAUCGGGUCGGGGGGAAGUUCCGAUCAUUUAGUAGAACAACUGACGAGGAUCGAUUCCUGGGGCAAGAACUUUAUCACAGUUCCCAUCCCGUUGCGGACAGUUGGUGACUACUUCCGGUUCAUACCGAGUGAGAGCUCCACAACAGUGACAAUUACAGGCGGUUAUACCGAAACUUUUACCAUCACUAACGCUGGUGAUAUGGUUGAAAAGGAAAUCCCUUCUACUGCUUACUGCAAAAUUACUUCAGACAAACCAGUUCUUUUGGUGCAAUUUUGUUUGAGUCAGCAGAGUAGUGGCGAGGAAUCUGAUCCGAUGAUGAUGAUUAUUCCGCCUAUCGAACAGUUCGCUGCAGAUUACACGUUCGCCACGCCGAAAUAUUCCCAGGGGUCGUAUAAUAACUACUUCAUGUUUGUGGUGAAAGAAUCCCAGAAGGACGGACUCCGACUGGACGGUGACGUGUUUCCAUCUACCACGUAUAAUAGUAUCAGUGGAACCGAAUACGUUGCUGGAUACGUGGCCGUUAGUCACGGCUCCCACACGGUUCGGCACACCUCUACCAUCUCCAUAUUCGGUGGCUAUUUAUACGGCCAAGCAAAGUACGAGACAUACGGAUUUACAACAGGCAUGCGCAUGGCCCCAAUCAACACUGUAUGUGUUAACUCUACGUCUGUGGUUGGUGAUGGUUUGGACAACGACUGUGACGGCCUGAUAGACGAGGAGCUCUGUACGUCAGCCAAUGGCGGAGCAGAAUCCCAGAAGGACGGACUCCGACUGGACGGUGACGUGUUUCCAUCUACCACGUAUAAUAGUAUCAGUGGAACCGAAUACGUUGCUGGAUACGUGGCCGUUAGUCACGGCUCCCACACGGUUCGGCACACCUCUACCAUCUCCAUAUUCGGUGGCUAUUUAUACGGCCAAGCAAAUUACGAGACAUACGGAUUUACAACAGGCAUGCGCAUGGCCCCAAUCAACACUGUAUGUGUUAACUCUACGUCUGUGGUUGGUGAUGGUUUGGACAACGACUGUGACGGCCUGAUAGACGAGGAGCUCUGUACGUCAGCCAAUGGCGGAGCAGAUGAUGACGGAGAUGGCUUGGUUGAUGAAGAUUGUGCAAAACCCGCUCCAGUUGACGGCGGGGUUACAGACUGGACAUCGUGGGACACGUGUACCGUCACGUGCGGAGGUGGCACUCAGGGCCGAAAUCGUAGCUGUACCCAACCAGCCCCUGCCCACGGGGGUGCCAGUUGCAAUGGAACGGACUCCGAGACCCAGGAUUGUAACACCGCCGUUUGCAUCAUCGAUGGAGCCUGGGGAGCCUGGGGAUCGUACGGUGUGUGCACAGUCACGUGUGGAGGUGGAAGUCAGUCGCGCGCACGAAGCUGUGACUCUCCACUUCCUGCCAAUGGAGGCCUCCAAUGUUCGGGAGACUCUAGCGAGUUUCAAUCGUGCAACAGUGCUGUCUGUUCAAGCCCAUCCCCCGGUACCUAUGUGCAGAAUUGCCCCUCCGGAUGGUUUUCGUGCGAAAAUCCAUCGACCUCUUGCAUCGAAGACGCCUUUAAAUGUGAUUGUGAAAUGGACUGUACGGACGGAAGUGACGAAUCAGAGACGUAUGCCGGAUGUUCAUCUGCUGUUUUGGCAGCAUGUCCGGGCGGUGCUUCCAGCUCCCGUUCCGGCUCCGGAGCGGCAGAAGUUGUAUCUGUCUACCAGACACGCAGGGAGCAUUCGGUGACGUUGGACGUCUUUACAGCAAACAUGGCCAAAGUUGUCCUUCAGUGCGUGGUUCUAGUUGCGCUUUUGCUCGCCUCAGCAUUAUGUGCACCUGACAAUGCUGGUACAGAGUUCAUCAUCGGCUACAUGGAAAAUAUCGCGGCUAGCUUUGCCGUGGAGCUCUUCGUUACGUCAAUGAAAACAACCACUAGUUUCACCGUUACUGCUGGUGUUGUUAAAGAGUUGUCGUUCUCGCCGUUGAUUCGUAUGUCGGGGACGAACAUGUAUUCCAAGGGUAUAUUGAUCAGCGCGGAUGAUGAAGUUGUGAUUUAUGGGGUCAACAAGGAAACGUAUUCGGGUGAUGCCUUUCUCGGCCUUCCCACCGACGUCCUUGGUAAGGAAUACCUCGCCAUCACCUACUAUCCCCCAUCACGACAGUGCGAGAUCUUGAUUGCUGCCGUAAAUGACUCCACCUCAGUAACGGUGACCCUUGGGUCAGCAAUCGGCAAUAGCGAUUACGUCUACUACGAUAGUGACUACUACUUCUCCGGAGAUUCCUUCUCACUUUCAAUGGACAGAUACGAUACGUUUCAAUUCUACAGCACCGGCGAUCUUAGCGGCACCAUGAUCGUCGCUGACAAAAACAUUGCUGUAUUCAGUGGCAACAAGAAGACAAAGAUCGGGUCGGGGGGAAGUUCCGAUCAUUUAGUAGAACAACUGACGAGGAUCGAUUCCUGGGGCAAGAACUUUAUCACAGUUCCCAUCCCGUUGCGGACAGUUGGUGACUACUUCCGGUUCAUACCGAGUGAGAGCUCCACAACAGUGACAAUUACAGGCGGUUAUACCGAAACUUUUACCAUCACUAACGCUGGUGAUAUGGUUGAAAAGGAAAUCCCUUCUACUGCUUACUGCAAAAUUACUUCAGACAAACCAAUUCUUUUGGUGCAAUUUUGUUUGAGUCAGCAGAGUAGUGGCGAGGAAUCUGAUCCGAUGAUGAUGAUUAUUCCGCCUAUCGAACAGUUCGCUGCAGAUUNGGUUCGGCACACCUCUACCAUCUCCAUAUUCGGUGGCUAUUUAUACGGCCAAGCAAAGUACGAGACAUACGGAUUUACAACAGGCAUGCGCAUGGCCCCAAUCAACACUGUAUGUGUUAACUCUACGUCUGUGGUUGGUGAUGGUUUGGACAACGACUGUGACGGCCUGAUAGACGAGGAGCUCUGUACGUCAGCCAAUGGCGGAGCAGAUGAUGACGGAGAUGGCUUGGUUGAUGAAGAUUGUGCAAAACCCGCUCCAGUGGAUGGAAACUGGGCUAGUUGGGGCUCCUUUGGCGAUUGUUCGCUGACAUGUAUGGACUUCGGAUCGUCACAGACAGGAAUCGAAGAACGGACUCGUAACUGUACGGAUCCUGCCCCGGCAUAUGACGGAGCGCAGUGUGUGGGAAGUGGCUCAGAAACGCAGUCAUGUACGACCUCAACCUACUGUGCUAUACAUGGCGAUUGGGGAUCAUGGGCAGCAUGGGGAGACUGCUCCGUGACAUGCGCAACAGGUGUCAAGAACCGUACACGUGAAUGCGACACUCCCGCCCCUCAAUAUGGCGGCAACAACUGUAGCGGGGACGCUUCAGACCAGAUGGCUUGUACCCUAAACCCGUGCCCAGUUGACGGUGGGUUUACAGACUGGACAUCGUGGGACACGUGUACCGUCACGUGCGGAGGUGGCCCUCAGGGCCGAAAUCGUAGCUGUACCCAACCAGCCCCUGCCCACGGGGGUGCCAGUUGCAAUGGAACGGACUCCGAGACCCAGGAUUGUAACACCGCCGUUUGCAUCAUCGAUGGAGCCUGGGGAGCCUGGGGAGCCUGGGGAUCGUACUGUGUGUGCACAGUCACGUGUGGAGGUGGAAGUCAGUCGCGCACACGAAGCUGUGACUCUCCACUUCCUGCCAAUGGAGGCCUCCAAUGUUCGGGAGACUCUAGCGAGUUUCAAUCGUGCAACAGUGCUGUCUGUCCAAGCCCAUCCCCCGGUACCUAUGUGCAGAAUUGCCCCUCCGGAUGGUUUUCGUGCGAAAAUCCAUCGACCUCCUGCAUCGAAGACGCCUUUAAAUGCGAUUGUGAAAUGGACUGUACGGACGGAAGUGACGAAUCAGAGACGUAUGCCGGAUGUUCAUCUGCUGUUUUGGCAGCAUGUCCGGGCGGUUCUUCCAGCUCCCGUUCCGGCUCCGGAGCAGCAGAAGCCAUUUCGAGGGUUAGCGUGGUCCUGAUGCUGGUUUGUCUCUUUGUGGCUGGAAGAAUUGCGAUCUAAAGAAGAACAAGAGAAAGAACACACAGAAAAGACACAUACUGUAAACAUCCAUAUGUUAGCGGUUUUCUUAUUUUAGCGCCUCAUAUGCUUUACAUAUUGCGCUAAUUGAAACGUCUGUUUAACAUGUCUAUAACGUAUAGUAUGGGUGCGCUAAUUAAUCCAUGCCCUUAUCUGUUACAAUUCGAUUAUGAGCCUAAAUUUCAGUACGUUAACAGUGUCUUAUCAACAUUUUAGAAACAUCUGUUUCAUAAAGAAAACACUUCUUUCAACACAUCUACGUGUAUGUAUAUAAACCUUUUUUUUUAUUGCUGUUGAUAUAUCCAGUUUCAUUUUCGAAGAAUUGAAGACUCGUGACUGUUAAAAAACUCAUGUAGCUCUUCGUGGUCCGAUUCUGGAUUUAUGAAUAAUUUUUAGUUUUUUUCUUUCAUAAAAUAUUAGGUAUAUAACAUAGGUUUAGGACGCUGAUUAUGUAUCUAAUUAAAUCAAUUAACUUUGCUUGUAAAAUGCAAGACUAAAGCAGAUAAAAAAAAAUUCGCGAUCACUGAUUUUCGAAAUUAUACAUCAUACCAAUAAUAUCAUAUAAAGACAAGAGGUGCCGAAUGUGCAUAAUAUCAUAUAAAGACAACAGGUGCCGAACGGUACUUAAAUUUUGAGGUUUCAUUUACACUGUAUUCGUGACUUGACAAAACACGCAAAAUAUGAAGCUAAUAACGGUGUUGUACGAAAUUUGAACCCCGCGUAUUUGUUCCGGGAAUAAAGCUUCAAAAUCAUCAGCUUGUGAAAUUGAAGUUCUAAAUAGUAUUUGAGUUCUUUAUAGUCGAAGUCGGUUUUCCUCAAUGUUUACUGCUCGAAUGAAUAUGCUUUAGUUAUGACGAGGUGUCCUACUCAACUGAUGCUGUAGUGCUAACCUUUACCAUUUAGGUAAUUUCCACAAUUUUCAUGACGUAGUUCACAAAAGAUAUCUCACGUUUUAUGUAUAUUCACCAUUAUUUAUAUUUAAUCUGUCAUGUGGUUCAUAAGAUUUGUAGUGUAUUAAAGGGAAAAUAUAUAAACUUUAUCUGAAAUGAUACUUCCUCGUUCUGUCGUUAAGUGCUUUGAACUUUUUCAUUCAAUGAUAUAUUUGUACAAUUUAUAGCUAUAUUGAAAUACUCAGCCCCUUUUAAGGGUUUGAGUUAUAGUAAGCUGUGAUUAAGUGCUUCGCCUUUAUCAGUCUUGUUGAUUUUAUCUGUAUUUAUCAUAUAUUACAUUAAAAAAUAAUUUUCUAA